Messenger RNA from Mirounga angustirostris (Northern elephant seal), 3425 nucleotides. It is a transcript of the gene FEZ2, whose product is annotated as fasciculation and elongation protein zeta 2. Gene Ontology annotation, cellular component: cytoplasm; axon. Lineage: Eukaryota; Metazoa; Chordata; Mammalia; Carnivora; Phocidae. The transcript is spliced from 9 exons. The record is from RefSeq and is a predicted model, not a curated record. Bases 36 to 1166 code for a protein of 376 amino acids.
UGGCGGGGCGGGGCGCGCCACUGCGCCGGGCGGCGAUGGCGGCGGACGGGGACUGGCAGGAUUUCUAUGAGUUCCAGGAACCGGCCCGGAGCCUCCAGGACGAGGAGAACUGUAACGCGAGCCCCGAGGCCGGCGCAGGGCCGGGCGGGGGAGGCGACGGCUUCCCGGCGCUGGCCUGCAGCUUGGAGGAGAAGCUGAGCCUGUGCUUCCGCCCCUCGGGUCCGGGCGCCGAGCCCCCGCGGGCGGCCGUGCGGCCCAUCACCGAGUGCAGCCUCCUGCAGGGGGACGAGAUUUGGAAUGCCCUGACAGAUAAUUAUGGAAACGUAAUGCCUGUGGACUGGAAAUCAUCCCAUACCAGGACCUUGCAUUUGCUUACACUGAACCUCUCAGAAAAAGGGAUAAGUGACAGUUUGCUCUUUGAUACAUCAGACGAUGAGGAGCUGAGAGAACAGCUGGAUAUGCAUUCAAUCAUCGUCUCCUGCGUUAAUGAAGAGCCCCUCUUCACUGCGGAUCAGGUUAUCGAAGAAAUUGAAGAAAUGAUGCAGGAAUCUCCAGACCCAGAAGAUGAUGAAACGCCCACCCAGUCAGAUCGGCUGUCAAUGCUGUCCCAGGAAAUCCAGACUCUUCAGAGGUCCAGCACAAGCAGUUAUGAAGAGAGAGUAAAAAGGCUCUCAGUCUCUGAAUUAAAUGAGCUACUGGAAGAAAUUGAGACUGCCAUCAAGGAAUUCUCUGAAGAGCUGGUGCAGCAGUUGGCCCUGCGAGACGAACUGGAGUUUGAAAAGGAAGUGAAAAAUAGCUUUAUUUCUGUUCUCAUUGAAGUGCAAAACAAACAGAAAGAGCACAAAGAAACAGCCAAGAAGAAAAAGAAACUCAAGAACGGCAGCUCUCAGAAUGGGAAGAAUGAGAGAAGUCACAUGCCCGGCACACGCUUCAGCAUGGAAGGGAUCUCAAAUGUCAUUCAGAAUGGCCUCCGCCACACCUUUGGAAAUUCAGGUGGAGAGAAACAGUACUUGACAACAGUCAUUCCUUAUGAGAAAAAAAACGGACCACCAUCUGUUGAAGAUCUUCAAAUAUUAACAAAAAUUCUUCGUGCCAUGAAAGAGGACAGUGAAAAGGUCCCGAGCUUGUUAACCGAUUAUAUACUGAAAGUUCUGUGCCCUACAUAGGGCAGCUUCAUGUCAGGAGCAGCUUUCUUUCGCGGAUUCCAAGCUAGAUUUCGUACAGCAUUGUUCUGAAAGCUGGCUACCAUUCCCUUCCUGCCAUUGGAAACUCCGCACACUUGAACUUGGGUUUGUGAUUCAGUAUUACUAGAUCAUGCUUUCACUAAUUCUUUGUAUUAUGAACCAAGAGAAGUAUGGCACUGUUCUGAAUUCUAGAGGUGUUUUGUGUUAAAUACUAACAAUUAUGAGCUCUUCUCUCCAACUUUGCAGAGGAAGAGGGAAGUCAUGUUUGUGCAUGCCCAGUUAUAUUUUUCCUGAGCUGACAGUAUGCCCAGUUGAGUUCUUACGGCUUUCUAGAUCUGAACUGCACUGAAGAACUAGAUUAAAGCAUUGAGAGAUUUAUAUCGUAGCUAUUCUUCGGUGGUGGCGAGAACCGACGCUGAUCUUUAUAAGGGGACUGUCAGGAUAAACCUUACCUACCAGUGUUGUCCAGGGAGACUGAAACGGAAACGCGGGCUGUUCUUGGAAGAAGUGGAAGCCGAAUGUGCGCUCUCCCUGGUGGGGAGCGGGCUGAUGUUGGAGGUUGCUGUGGGUUUCACCACUGUUCAGAUGUUAAUCAUUAAGUUGCCAUUCACUUUCAGAACUUUGUAUUGUUGAACUUUGGAUGUUUAUAUGUCUGCGAAGAAGUGUCCUUUACAAGGAGUUUGCGUCCCCUGAGGUGCUUUCAUGUCUGCGCAGCCGCGCCCCGCCCCCACUCCUGGUCUGUGUCCUUCAUGCGGGGGCGUCCUCCCCAAGUGCUACUCGGGGAGCAGCUACUCAUCCAUCCAGCACUGGUCCUGAAACACUUUUCUGCCAGUUCCAGUCAAGUCAUUGCCAUUUAAUAAAUGUUGGAAAAAAGGGUAAUAUAUGUUGGAGAGAUUUUUUUUUUGAGAGUUUUUGUUGUAUUUCUUAAGACUUUUCUUCCCUUGCAGUGCUAGAUUCUUCCCUUUACCAUUCUACAUGUUGUCUGUCACUGCCGUGUGUAAGCUGGUGAACCCUGAUUAGCUUCAUGAUGGUCAGGAGGGGAGAGAGAGACUUUUCCAGGUUGCCCUGGGUUGCUGUGGAAUGACCGAAGUCCUGCUCUUUUCCUCGGUCUGUGAGACAUUCCCAACAGCUACGGCAGCUCCCUCCCUCAGACCACGGGAGUGUGGGAAGAGUUACAGAGGACCUGUCAGGGCUUUAAAAUGCCCCUUCAGCAUCUGUGAGCACACAGGCCCACCCCUAGUCCUCAUUCCACUGGGCAAGUGGCACACCAGGUCUGCGAAGCAGCGGCUCAGGUUGGAGCUGGAGACCGACUUGGCAUCUCCGCGGUUACCUAGGGCUAUGUGGAGCUUGAGCUAGUUUCUUGUUUUAUCAGUGCCUUAUUUGAUAGUGACUGUGUGGGCCUUACCUCGCUCCUUGCCCUCCCAACUGAUGAAGAUGCAUACUUACACAAUACAAUUAAUAACUUCAACUAAAUUGAUCCAAAUUUGUAAAAAUUUUGCCUAUACUAAGGAAAGAGCACUUUAGAAGGCAUACGCGUCAAAAGUCCUUGAGGAUAGGUUUUUGGGGAAGAGAUUCAAGUGUUCUGUUUAUAGUUCAUUCUUAAGUAGGUGCUUCUGGAGUGUAUGAAAAAGUAUUUUUUUUCCUUUCAAUUCCCAGUCCCCUAAUAAUGAGAUUUCUCUGAUUUUGUUUGAUAAACUUGCUUCCCCAGUGGUAAACUACCAGUGUUUCCCACCUUGACCCUUCUCGCACACAUGAUGAAUGGAUUUUGAUACCAGUGAGGAGAGGAUGAGCAGGUUUCUGAUUUGUGACUGACAACAGGUAGGUUUUAAGUCUCCCUAAGAGCAGCAUCAAAGUGCCACCUACCCCGAGACGGGAUUUUGUACAAGGAUUUGCAGGGCGAGGCCUGCCCUCUGAGAGCGGCCCUGGAGCUGCUGGGCGGGGGGUGCUGGAGGGUCAGACUGACAACCUUAACACACAAGGACUGUUAGUCCUUUUUGCGAUUGAGAUUCAAAGUGCCAAGAACCCAGUUGCAAAUAAUUCCCUCAUGGCUUCGUGGUUUGAGGAAAACAAAACAAACCGUAGAACCCCAGUGCACUCCAAGUGCCAUAUAUCUAUUUAUUUUAUUCUUCAGGAAAUUAUAUUUGUUUUUCUUUUACAAGAGCACAACAGGAACCAAAGUAAAAGAGUAAUAGAUACAGCACUCAGGAUAAAUCAUAUCUUUAAAAUAAUAAUAAAAAAAUU